Molecule: messenger RNA, 393 nt
Organism: Nicotiana tabacum (common tobacco)
Lineage: Eukaryota; Viridiplantae; Streptophyta; Magnoliopsida; Solanales; Solanaceae
Source: RefSeq, a predicted model, not a curated record
AUGCAUUCACUACCAAUAAAUCAGUUCAAAAAGAAUGAAGAGCAAACCAGAGGGAAUAAUACUAGAGAUUGUGCAAAUUGCUUAGGUGAAUUUGAAGAAGGUGAAUGGGUGAAACAUUUGCCUAAUUGCCCUAAUGCCUUGCAUGUUUCCUGCAUUGACACUUGGUUUCAAAUUCAUUCCAGCUGCCCACUAUGCAAAUCAAAUGCAUAUAACAAGCUAUGGACACAUUUACUGGUCUCGCAUUUGCGAGGACCUGUUCGCAAAUGUGCACUCUGCUUUUGCGGUAAUGGGUUGGGCUGGGCAAUCUUCGCAUUUGCGAAGAAAUGUUCGCAAUUGCGGACAUACCAGGAUCGCUUUUGCGAUGGUUUGGUCGCUUUUGUGACUGGGCACUAG